AUUUUCUUCUAAUGAUUAAAAUGAUUAAAUCUUACAUUUCGCUGCGGAGGACCCUCUUUGAGCCAAUUUAGCCUCAAUAUCCUGAAAAAGUUUAGCUAAACUAUCUUGUAGCUAACGUUAGUGGAGAAAUCAUCACUGCGCGCGCUGUUUGACCGUGUCUCGUGAUAAACCCCCGACUCGGUUACAUCGGUCAUCAAACCCACUUCUCAUCAGCAGAUAUGAACUGUGUUUUGGAAGGAAGUGGUGUAAAAGCCUUUGGAAAAGCUAUUCAUGCCCUGUCCCGGAUUGGAGAUGAACUGUGGUUGGAUCCCAUGGUUAGAGGGCUGGCACUGAGAUCAGUGAAUUCUGCUCAUUCGGCAUAUGCCUGCUUCCUCUUCUCACCGCUGUUCUUCCAGCACUACAGCCUGGGAUCAGCAUCAGAGCAGAGCAGUGAAUCAAUCAAAUGCAAACUGGCCAUGAAGUCUAUUCUACCUCUUUUCCGUUGUUUGACUUCAAUUGAACGUAAUGUGGAGCGAUGUCAAAUAUCAAUCGGCACUGCCGAUGACCGAGUGAUGAUCCAGUUUUUCUGCAGGCAUGGCAUCACUAAAACCCACAACCUACGUUUUCAGGAAAGUGAGGCUCUGCAGGCAGUGUUUGCCGCACACCUCUGUCCCAAUGUGCUGAAAGCUCCUGCCAGGCUUCUAGGUGAUAUGGUGAUGCAUUUCUCUGUGUGCCAGGAGGAAAUCACUUUCUCCAUGACUCCUCAGAGAGUCACUCUGAAAAAUUACUAUGAGGGGGAAAAUGAUCACAUGAAGACUAUGUACACUGAGAUGUCCUUACACCCAGACGAGUUUGACUACUUUCAGAUCGGAGUAGAGUCGGACAUAACUUUCUGUUUGAAAGAGUUGAGGGGUUUACUGUCCUUUGCAGAGUCACAUUGCCUUCCUGUGUCUGUCCACUUCGGUGCUGCAGGAAAGCCUGUGUGCUUCUCUGUGGAGGACAUGGUCCUGGAGGCUACUGUGGUGCUGGCUACUCUGAGCGACUCUGAAAGCAAGGGCUCCUCUCAGCUUACAGGGACGCUGGCCCCUUCUACCCCCAGGUGUGCAGAUGCUGCUGUUCUACCUGUGGGUUCAUGUGAGGCAGACAGCAGUAAGGCUCAGGACAUUCCUGCUAUGAUGGAGAUGAUACCAUCCAGCCAGGGCAGCCCUAUAACCAACCUACCUGUUCUUAUGCUGCUGCAGCCUGAGACUGAUGACCCUAACGGGCGCGGUGUAGCUGAUGAGGCCUUUGCCACCGCCACCUUGACUCCUGCUUCCUCCAUGAUCUGCUCCCUCCUGUUCAGGUCCUCAGAGCAAGACGAUGAUGGUUGUGCUGCCAGACUUCCUGUUCUGGCAUGCUACAGUGACGAAGAGGCGAAUUUGGAGGAAGACUAUACAAGAAGCCCCUCCCUCUGAUAACAGGGCUGAGCUUGUGGUCGUUAAAAGUAGGCCACAACAUUUAAGUAGUCUGAAUGAUAGGAUCUUAAUGAACUUGUAUUUGACGUACUUUUAAGUUGUAUAAGCAGCAUGUCGUUUAUAGCUCAACGCUAUGGCUUUGCUUGUUUAAAUUAUUUUCAAAGUGUUAAGUUUCCUUACAAUAUUCAGUUGGAAAUUCAAGAGAAUGUAUUUAUGAUUAUUUAUCAAAUUAUUUAAGUAGCUAUAUUGUGGGAAAUGUAUUUGUAAUAGCAGGUAAAAAUACUUUUUGCUGUUGUCUUUGAAACCAUUACUUAAACAUGAAGACACCACACCUGUCUGUUGAUGGUAACCGGUAGUAUGCCGGAUGUCUGAGGAAUGUGGGAGUACACACAUAAAUCGUACAAGGCGUUCUUAAGCAUUAUCUUUUUCAAGCCUGGAGCCUGAGUUCAGGGAGGUAAAACACACUGGAUGCAGAGCUGUGUGAUAAUUGGUGGAUGUGAAAAUACAGCCCUAGAGGGAUCCAGCAUAGAAGUAAACGCCUCUGCAAUGUAUUGUUCAAUACUCAAGCAUGCCAAAUAGUGUUCUGAUCUAACACCAAUUGCCGGUUUGUGCUCAUAUCACAGUCAUCUAAUACACAAGAACAAUAAAUACUAUACUCUUUAUUUAAAUAUUGUACAGACUUGAAGAUUUUUUUUUUUUUUUUUUACAGAGCUUAGAUCUUCAUUGAACUGUACACCCAAAAUAUAUACAGACGCAUGCUCUGGUUGUAACAAAGGGUUUGGAGGAGGACUAUGAGAGGUGACAGGGCAGGUAUGAGUCAGGAAACAGGAACCACAACACUAACAGUGGCAGUUCCAUCUGACUGAGAGAAUUGCUUUGUAAUAUUGUUAAGGCUGCUUAGAUUGUCCUCAGUGCUAGAACACUUCAAACUCACAUUUCGAUCAAUCGCUGCUCUUCCAUGCCUAUUU
Messenger RNA from Etheostoma spectabile (orangethroat darter), 2401 nucleotides. RefSeq names its product cell cycle checkpoint control protein RAD9B. The record is from RefSeq and is a predicted model, not a curated record. The coding region runs from base 219 to 1433 and encodes 404 amino acids. The transcript is spliced from 11 exons. NCBI's taxonomy places the organism in Eukaryota, Metazoa, Chordata, Actinopteri, Perciformes, Percidae. Gene Ontology annotation, biological process: DNA replication checkpoint signaling; mitotic intra-S DNA damage checkpoint signaling; DNA repair. Gene Ontology annotation, cellular component: checkpoint clamp complex.